CUUUGUCGUAGAAGUUAAUUAAGCAUUAAUUCAGUGUUAAGUGCGUGUUAGUUAGUGCCGCCAAUAUGGCGGAAGGCGGUGCAAAAAAGAGGGCCAAAGUCGCUUGGAGCGAUGACCUGAGUCAUGAUUCAGAGGAAGAACGAGAACGGGAACGUCUAGCCCAACUCGAGCGGGAGCUCGCCGAGACCCCUGUCAAACCCACAUACUCGCCCGAAGAGCUAGAGAAGCUGGUCGGCUUCAUCAUGAGGAUGACCACUCUCUACGAUCUCCGCGACGAGGACUGGAACGACGAGGCCAAGCAAGGCAUCGAGGACUGGCUGAUGGAGCCGCGAGCCCUCAUCCUCUCAGUAUACUUCAGAGGCGACAAACUCAAAGCCACCAGCGACAUCCCUCUCACCCCAGUCUUUGACUUGACAUACUUCAUCAGGGCGCCCGAUUUCAUCUUCAAGAUAGAAUCGUUCCACGACGAUAUUAUUUUCGGCACAUUCGUGGAUUCUGUUGAAUCCAACAUUAUACAGAUAUUGGAGUUCGUUUAUGCUCCUUACUUCUUUGCUAUCACUUCUUGGCCAGACAGUGUGAAAAGUGAAUUCUGCUCCCAUAUUCACACAUUCCUCGCUAAACUAACCGACAUGUAUUACAAAAUGUUGGGUUUGACUGUCCUCUACAUACCGCGAGAAGGGCAGCAGCUGACAUUCGAAAAGGCCAGUGCUGAUCGUGAGCUGGUGAAGAGAUUAGAAGGUGUAGUGGUCUACUGGACACACCAGAUUAAAUCCUGUCUGGAAGAUCAAGCGUUCGUCGCUUCACAGGACGAAUUACUGUGUCCCAGCGAUGAAUAUGACUUUUGGAUUUACAGACAUGAAAACUUGAGCGCAUUGCGUCAUCAACUAAAGAACCCGGCUGUAAGGCACAUAACCAAAAUUCUUGUCACCACACAUUCAACUUUUAUCCACCAGUUUCAAUCUCUAUGCGAUGAAAUAAUUCAAAAGGUCAACGAAGCCACUUCCAACAUUGAAUUCCUUCAAGUGAUAAAGCAACCUUGUGCUAUUCUGGAAUGCGUAGUCGAUCCUGACGAAAUUGCUAAACAUAUCCCACAAAUUAUCAAUCUGUUUAGAUUUAUAUGGAUGGAAUCGCCUUACUAUAAUUCUGAGGCCCGCAUUACAAACCUUUUUAAGGCGUUGAGCAACCAGAUCAUUAUCCUCUGCAGAACAUACAUAAAGCUGGAUGAGCUUUUCGAUGGCGAGACGAAGAAAGCAUUGGGAGAGUUCAGUAAAUGUAUCGAUUGCUGCAAGAAAUAUCGAGAGAUCUAUGACGUCAUGGCCGAAGCUCACAACGAUAUUAAUCCGGGCAGUUGGGAAUUAGAUACUGGGUCGAUCUUCAAUUACAUAGAUUCGUUUGUGCAGCGAUGUUUCGAUAUGCUGGAUGUAUGUAAUUGCAUGAUCAUAUUUGGGCGCAUUGAUGAGCUGGAGAACAUAAACAAGCCGAUGUUUGGGGGCGCUCGCGGUGACCAAUUUGAAGCAAAGUGCGACCAGAUUGAGCACAUGUUUUAUGACGCUUUGGAAAACGUCAAGAGCGUGGCCUCCACGAUUCUGGAUGUCCAGGCACCUUCGUGGUAUGACGACGUGUUGCAGUUCAGAACCGUUGUAAAGGAUAUUGAGACAAUAAUAGAGAACCUUGUGGAAUCGGUCUUUGAAGGAGUAAAUCACGUGGAAGAAGCCGUCAUUGCUUUAUACUCCUUGAGCAAUUACUCCAAGAGAAAGAACUUGAAGCGCAUUUUCAAAAGAAAGACAGCUGAGGUCUGGGCAAUGUUCAGCGACGAAGUGCAAGAGGCCAAAAAGGACAUGGUAUCCACACGCAGUCAACACCCAGCUGAUCUGCCUUCCUUUUCGGGAAGAGCCGUAGUACUACGAAUGAGGAAGAACAGGCUGGUGUAUUUGAAGAAGAUAAUGACUGAUGCAUCAGUAUGGUUGCUGCCGUGCAGCAAUUCUGAGGAUGUGAUUAUGCACGUCAACAGACUUAUGGGAGCCAUAGACGUCGCUAUAAGAGAACUGUGGAUUUCAUGGACGCAUAACUUGGACGAAAAAUGUGGAGCAGGACUCAAUAGAACACUGAUGAGAAAAAGCGUCGAGAACCCUGGGUUGAUGGAAUGCAACAUAGAUGUUUAUAAAAAUUCACCAUUAUCUUUGAAACAGGUUUACGCAAAAAUGAAGACUGUGCUUUAUGUGUAUGAAAGCGUAUUAGCUGUUGUUAAAGGAUAUAACAAGAUUCUGGACUCGCUUUCAGACGAAGAGCGGUUGUUAUUCAAGCCUCUGACAACGGCAUGUGAGAAAAAAGUGCAACCAGGAAUAACAAAGUUAACAUGGACUUCAACAAUGUCUGAUGCUUACAUUGCUGAUUGUGUCACACAAAUAGGAGAAUUACAAGAUUUUUUGACGACAUACAAGAAUUGCAACGUUAAUUUAGUUAAAAUCAUGGAAAAAAUCUGUGACACACCAUUAGCAGAGUUUGAUAUUUACAAUGUUUUUGAGAUAUCGGUUCUAAGGGACAAAAUACGUGUUAUGGAAGCAGUAGCUACUGAAAAAAUCUUGGAAAUGUACAAAGAAAUCAUUACCUAUCUUGUUAUAGUGUAUGAAGGCUUUGAAUCGUUUAUAUCACAGAUGGCAGAACACUGGAUAAAAUAUGUUCGACGAUUUGACCGCUUGCUAGAAGAUGCUUUGAGAUUAGCUAUAAAGGCCACUAUGCAAAAUAUGUACAAAUGUGUACACGGCGAUGGUACAAUGGCGCCAUCACCUCUAAUAAAAAUGAAUUUGUAUUUAGUUGGAAAAGAGAUAGUUUAUCUUCCAAAUAAAAAUGAGAUCUAUGAUACUUUUACGACUCUUUUGGAAGAAAUUGUACACAUCAUGAGUACAAUCCCAAGAUUAUUUGAAAAAUUCGCACUACCAGCUGGAGGAUUGAAAAGAUUUAUGGAAGUUAUACAAACUGAGCCCGAUUGCAAUAAGCUGCAAUCAUUAAUUGAUGCUGAGAUAGAUUACAAUAUUAAUCUGGUUCAUGAACAUAUUCGUAUGUGGGAUCCAUACUCCCAUAUUUGGAAAGUAGAUAAAGAUGAGUACAUGAUAAAGUACCGCGAAGAAGGGCAUACUGCUGCUGAAUUUGAUGCCUUAAUAAUAAAUUAUAGUGAUUUAGCUAAUACAGUGCAGAUACAAGAAACUGUGAAUCAGAUUCAUUUCAUUACACUUAACUCAAGUGAGCUAAAAAAGUCGAUAAUAGCUCACUGUUUGGUGUGGCAGACCAAGCUUGGAGAACUCUUACGCAAAAUCACUGAAUCAGACAUUGAUGUUGUUUAUGCAUACGUUGAAAAAAGCAGUGAAGAUGCAAUGAAGAUGCCGGCUGACUUGAAGGAACUUUCAUCUGCAAUGGCUACUUAUGAGCGACUAAUGUCUGACAUCAGUAGAUUUGAACAAACUUUUCCUCCUAUUACCGAUAAGAUGAUGACUUUAGCUAAGUUUGAAGUGGAAUUAAGUUCAGAUAUGAAAGAAAGACAUGAAAACAUUCCAGUAAUCUGGUCUGAAUAUUUGGUGCUUUUGGAAGAAGCUAAGAAAGCUCUGGAAAUGAAUAAAGAUAAGUUUAAAGCUGAACUAUUAGAGCAAGCUGAGGUGUUCAAAGAAGCUGCAAAAGAUUUUUGUGAAGAUUUCUAUAAAUCAGCACCUUGUAGCUCUGAUGUCAGUGGCAAGGAUGCUGUGGCACAACUGAAAGCAUUUAGAGAACAGUUGAAUGCACUGCGAGCACAAGAACAACAAAUUCGCGAUGGACUAGCUGUUUUUAACUUAACGACUCCAGUGAAUCUGGAUCUACAGAAAAUGGAAAAGGAGCUGGAGAAGUUGGAAGAAGUUUGGGGCUUGGUAUUCCAAUGGGAGGAUUCCUGGGAGAGAUAUAAAACACAAACUUUCUGGGAAAUGGAGACAGAUGAAAUGGAAGAAAAUGUCAUGUUCUUGUUCAGGAACUUUAAUCGGCUUUCACGGCAGCUUAAGGAUAAAGGCUGGGAUAUCAUUGACACUACAAGAGUUAAGGUGGACGCUUUUAGGAGAACUUUGCCACUUAUUGGUGAUUUAAAAAAUCCUUGCAUGAGAGAACGUCAUUGGGAUAGAAUUAAAACUUUAAUGGGAGUAGAAUUUGACCAAAAUUCUGAAGAUUUCAAGCUUGAGCUUAUUAUGCGUCUUAACUUCCAAGCCUAUGCGGAAGAUAUUGCUGAAAUAUCAAAUGCCGCUACUAUGGAAUUGAACAUUGAGAAUGGUCUCAAAGCUAUUAGGGAAGUUUGGAGUAACACUACUUACGAAAUGCAACACCACAGGGGCGAUAUGUAUAAGAUUAAAAACGUAGAAGACGUUAUGCAGUUCCUCGAAGAUCAUCAAGUACAACUAUCAUCCAUGAAGUCAACUAAGUAUGUCGAGCCUUUUAUAAAAGAGGUAGAUUAUUGGGAGAAAUCCUUAGGAUAUGUUGCGGAAUGCAUUGAGAUUUCACUACAAGUACAACGACGAUACCUGUACCUUGAAAGCAUCUUCAGUGGCGAAGAUAUACGAAAACAGCUACCUAAUGAAGUUAAAAUAUUUGACGCUUUGACCGAUGAUUGGACAGAAAUUACUAGCAAUAUGUAUGCUGGAAAAAAUGCCAUUGAAGCUUGUCUGUAUAAACCUGCUCCAUACGUAUACAACAAAUUGAACACAAUGGUCGAUAAUCUCGAUGGAAUAUUAAGAGCUUUGGAAAAAUACCUUGAAACCAAAAGACAACUAUUUCCGAGAUUUUAUUUUAUUUCUAACGAUGACCUUCUAGAAAUUCUAGGCAAUUCUAAGAAGCCGCAACUAAUUCAAGUUCAUUUAAAAAAGCUUUUUGAUAAUGUAAAUAAAAUUAGGAUUGAUAAGGAAAAAGCAUUAAACUAUGUUGAAAAUGAAAAAGUUUUACGCUACAGCCUAUGUAAGAGGGACCUUCUGAAAUUGCAAACACACCACACUCAGGCUGUUAGAGCUUCUCUGAGAGAAAAGUUUUUGAAAAAUGUGUACCACAAGGCGUUGCAUCAUGCUAUUUAUACGCACGACUGGAAUAAACUUCUGUAUUUCUUGAAACGGGCACCAAUCUGGAAACAGGAUAACCGUUUGCAUGAUAUGCCACUCUAUAUCCGAAGUCUCACCAUCCUGCUAAUGUAUCACCCAAGUGCCAAAGCUCAAGACCUCCUCCGGACCUAUUUCCACAUGAAUGCCUUAGGCCUACCUGUGGCGAAGGCCAUGAUGUCUGACGACGGGGAGUGUAUUGAGUGGAAGUACAACCUGGUGCUGGAUGGCCCGGCCGAAGUGUGGCUGCUAGGCCUGGAGCACCUCAUGAGGGUGGUGCUCAGAGAGCAAUUGAUUCUAACUCGCGCCGCUCUUAGGAAGUGUCGGUAUCAAAGAGAGCAAUGGAUCAAUGAUUGGCCUGGGCAGCUAGGAAUUACGUGCAGCAAGAUUCAGUGGACAUCUGACUGUACAAGAACUCUAUGUCGCUGCGAGCUCAUGGGCGAGAAGAAACCCCUGAAAAAGCUUCGCAAGAAGCAGAAUCAAAUUCUGAGCACAUUGCAAAUGAUGUCAAGGAAAGAAAUACCUAAAAUUCUUAGAGCUAAAGUCAAUGCUCUUUGUGUGAUAGAAAUUCAUUCCAGGGAUACUGUUGAUAGAAUGUACAAAAUGGGCUGUAUGCACGUGAGCGCAUUCGAGUGGUUCUCCCAGCUGAAGUUCUACUGGGACCGCGAGCGGGAAGACUGCUACAUCAGGCAGACCAACACCAACUCGAUAUACACGUACGAGUACAUCGGCAACUCGGGACGACUUGUCAUCACACCUUUGACUGAUCGCUGCUACAUAACCCUGACGACGGCUCUGCACCUGUUUCGCGGCGGGAGCCCCCAGGGCCCCGCCGGCACCGGCAAGACGGAGACCACCAAGGACCUGGGCAGGGCCCUGGCCAGAUGGGUGGUGGUCACCAACUGCUCAGACGGCCUCGACUACAAGUCCAUGGCUAAGUGCUUUUCUGGCAUCGCCCAAAGCGGUUGCUGGGGCUGCUUCGACGAGUUCAACCGGAUCAACAUCGAGGUGCUGUCGGUGGUGGCGCAGCAGAUCCUGGCGCUUCUGCUGGCUUUGUCGCUGUUCCUCAAGCGCUUCGUCUUCGAAGGCUGCGAGAUCAAGCUGGACGGAAAUUGUGGGAUCUUUAUUACUAUGAAUCCUGGUUAUGCCGGGAGAACGGAACUGCCUGACAAUCUGAAGUCGAUGUUCCGGCCCAUCGCUAUGUGUGUGCCGGACUCUCUCAUCAUCGCUGAGAACACAUUAUUUUCCGACGGAUUCACGGCGUAUAAGAUCAACGCCAAAAAGGUGUUCACGCUGUACCAGCUGGCGAUGCAGCAGCUGUCCAAGCAGGAUCAUUACGACUUCGGGCUGCGCUCCAUGGUGGCGCUCCUGCGGUAUGCCGGCGUCAAGCGCCGCGCCUACCCCAACCUGCCCGAGCAGGAGAUGGUUAUUCUGGCCAUGCGCGACAUGAACGUGGCGCGACUGACGGCGAAGGACGUGCCUCUGUUCGACGGCAUCAUGCAGGACAUCUUCCCCGAGGUGGCCGUGCCCACGCUCGACUACGACAUGCUGGAAGCCGCCAUCAGCGCCGAGAUGCGUCUGGCCGGCCUGCAGCCCAUGCGCGCCGCGCUGCUCAAGGUCAUCCAGGCCUUCGAGACCAAGAACUCCCGGCACUCGAGCAUCCUCCUUGGCGAUACCAACACUGCCAAAUCUGUAUCCUGGAAGAUGCUAGCAGCAACACUCAGCCGGCUACAUCGAGAGAAGGUUCCCGGCUUUGAAAACGUGCAGCUUCAUCCAAUGAACCCCAAGGCGUUAACGUUGGGCGAACUCUACGGGGAAUAUAACCUGGCUACCGGCGAGUGGAAGGAUGGCGUGCUAUCGUCGAUCAUGAGGACUACUUGCCAAGAUGAGUCCCCUGACCAGAAGUGGAUCAUAUUCGAUGGGCCAGUUGACGCGAUUUGGAUCGAGAACCUCAACUCUGUAAUGGACGACAACAAGCUGCUGACUUUGGUCAACAGCGAGCGGAUUUCUAUGCCUCCACAGGUGUCUCUCCUGAUUGAGACGCUGGAUCUUGCGGUGGCAUCGCCAGCCACUGUGUCUCGUAACGGCAUGGUGUAUAACGACUACAAGGACUGGGGCUGGUGGCCCUUCGUCAACUCCUGGCUGGAUACCAUUGACGACCCCGAGUAUAAGGAGAAUCUACGUCGCCAUUUCCUCAACAUCCUGACGCCAGUUUUGGAGCUGAAGCGCCUCGCUUUGGUAGAGGGCCAAAGCGUGCGCGGACAAGAGCUCACAGGAGUGCGGUCCAUGUGUCGCUUGCUGGGCCAGUGGCCCGCGCCCGGGCCUCCGGGACCGGAGGAGGAGGACAACGAGACCUUCUCCAAGAUGCGGUUCCUGUUCGCAAUGAUCUGGUCAGUCUGUGCUACGCUGGAAGACGAGCCGCGGCGCAAGCUGGACAACUGGGUGCGCGAGCACGAGGGCGUGUUCCCGCUGAAGGACACGGUGUACGACUACUACGUGGACGAGCGCCUGCGCCAGUUCAAGUGCUGGGAGGAGCGGCUGCCCGACAACUGGCGGUUUAACCCGGCGCAUGGGUUCCAUAACAUCUUGGUGCCCACAUUGGAGUUCAUCCGGGUGCAGAUAGUGGCCCUGGAUAUGCUGAAGAAUGGCUACGGAGUCCUCAUUGGAGGACCUACUGGCACCGGGAAGACUUUCCUCAUCCAGGGGACGCUGGCUAACUUGGAUCCUUCUAAGUACAGUCAGCAAGUAAUAAAUAUGUCGGCGCAGACCACAGCAGCCAACGUCCAGGAUAUCAUUGAGGCACGUCUUGAAAAACGGACGAAGGGGAAUUACGUGCCCGCGGGGGGCAAGAAGAUGAUAGCGUUCAUGGACGACAUCAACAUGCCAGUCCGCGAUGAGUACGGUUCGCAGCCGCCGCUGGAGCUGACGCGGCUGUGGCACGACUACGGCUACUGGUUCGACCGCGCCAAACAGUGGCGGAAGAACGUCAAGGAUAUGGUGCUUUGCGCGGCGGCCGGUCCGCCAGGGGGCGCGCGCUCACCAUUACCGCCGCGGCUGCUGUCGUGCUUCCACGCCUUCUACCUCACGGCGCCCACGCACCAGAUGCUCAUCAAGAUUUUCGGCACCAUGCUGGGUCAGCACCUCAGCGAUUUUGACGAAGAAACCAAGUCUUGUGGCAAAGUUGUGCUAAUAGCCACGAUAGACAUGUUCAACAACAUCGUGGCCAAACUGCUGCCCACACCGAGCAAGAUGCACUAUCUGUUCAACUUGCGAGACAUUUCCAAGAUUUUCCAGGGAUUGCUUCGAAGCAACAAGGACUAUACUAACACCAAGCCUCGUUUCCUGCGGCUAUGGAUCCACGAGUGCUUCAGAGUGUUCUGCGAUCGGCUAACUGAAGAGAAAGAUCGCGACUGGUUCAUGAACCACAUGGGCGACAUGCUGGGCAAGCACUUCGAGCUGACGUUCCACGCGCUGUGCCCGUCCAAGAGCCCACCCAUCUUCGGACACUUCCUCAACCCCUUCGAGGUCUAUGACGACCUGAAUGACCCUGCUGCUCUGAGGAGGUAUAUCGCUAACCAGAUGGAAGAGUACAACAGUUGCCCGGGCGUGGUCAAAAUGGACCUCGUGUUGUUCAAGGACGCGAUAGAACACAUCUGCCGCAUCGUGAGAGUCGUCUCGCAGCCGAGAGGCAACGUUCUAUGCGUUGGAAUAGGUGGUUCGGGCCGUCAGAGUUUGACGCGCGUGGCGUCUUACAUCUGCGAGUGCAACUCCUUCCAGGUGGUCGUCACGAAGACCUAUGGCAUCAAGGAGUUCAGGGAAGAUCUCAAGAUAUUAUACACAUCGUGCGGCGUGGACUCCAAGAAGACGACGUUCAUAUUCUGCGACACGCAGAUCGCGGAGGAGUCGUUCACCGAGAUCAUCAACAACCUGCUCAGUAGCGGAGAGAUCACCAACCUGUACAAGCCUGAUGAGUUUGAGGAUAUAAAGCAAGGCCUGGAGAAGCCGAUGAAGAACGCCAACAUCGUGCAGUCGGCGGAGGCUGUGUACCUGUUCCUUGUGGAUCGUGUGCGCGCCAACCUGCACAUCGUGCUGUGCUUCAGCCCCAUCGGGGACGAGUUCAGGAACCGCAUCCGUCAGUACCCCGCGCUAAUCAACGCGACGACAACUAAUUGGUUCUUGGAGUGGCCGCGCGAGGCGCUGCUGGAAGUGGCGUACAAGUUCCUCGAGGGCGUGGACUCGCGACGUGACGUGACGUCAGACGCGGCUCCUGUCGUGUUCCACGCCUUCCUCACGGCGCCCACGCACCAGCAGCUCAUCAAGGUCUUCGUCACCAUGCUGGGUCAGCACCUCAGCGAUUUUGAUGAGGAGACCAAGUCUUGCGGUGAGUGUAUUCUAGCUCGCGACGUGACGUGA
This is a messenger RNA of Ostrinia furnacalis (Asian corn borer), 9512 nucleotides long. It is a transcript of the gene kl-2, whose product is annotated as dynein heavy chain 2, axonemal kl-2. Gene Ontology annotation, molecular function: ATP hydrolysis activity; dynein intermediate chain binding; ATP binding. Bases 66 to 9512 code for a protein of 3148 amino acids. The transcript is spliced from 53 exons. NCBI's taxonomy places the organism in Eukaryota, Metazoa, Arthropoda, Insecta, Lepidoptera, Crambidae. The record is from RefSeq and is a predicted model, not a curated record. Gene Ontology annotation, biological process: microtubule-based movement. Gene Ontology annotation, cellular component: dynein complex.